GAGGUUGGCUUGUUUUCAAUGGUGUCGAAGCCUACGAUCGAAUUGUGCGUACCGUUCUGUCCUCCUUAGUCGGCAGCGGUCCCAGUGCCCCCUCCCCCUUCUCCUGUUCGGUCGAGGAAGAGUCGUGCGCCGCGGCUCAGCCAGGUGUACCCAGUGCCUAAGAGCCAGCCGGUCGACGUCGUUAUACCCUGCAGCGCGGUGCUCGCGAGGUCCGUAUUAUCAUUGCAAAUCGUCGUUUAAUUUCUUACGAGGUGGUAACGCGCGCGACUCGAUCUCGAUAAAUUAAUCUUAAACGUUGGACGAAUUUCUGUGAUUUCGUUCGAUUUUUUGGUGCAUUCACCACCGCGCGUUUUCCUAUUGUGACCCCCGGGAACAACCAAUCAUUCUCGUCGAUGUUUCUUGCAUCGAUUUCAUCCUCGUGAAAAACGUCCUUGUGGUAUUCCAGAGGAAAGAAGCGAAAUACAAGAAACGCCGUUUGGCCUUUUGCCGACUGCUUCGAAUUCGAUAUCGAGACGCGGAAGCGUUAUCGAUAAUCUCGACAGUUAAAGAUUGCGAAACAGGUGGAGCGUCACGAUGACAAGACUCAUCACGGCGUUGUUGGUGCUGCAGGCUAUCGCGAGGUUGGGUCGCGUGGCUGCCGCGGAGUCGACGCACGCGGCUGACCAGCAGCCAGUUCCUUCUGCGGUCCCAUCGGGACUUUCUGGGCCAGAUUACACCGGUCCAUCUGCCGGUUCCGACGAGUGUGACCCAGAAAUGGUGGGCUUCGAGCUGGUGACCGGGUACGUGUUCACCGCACCCACGAACAUGCUCGAGUCCAUACCGGGAACUCUGAUGCUCACCGAUUGCUUGGAGACCUGUCAAGCGAACGAUUCCUGCCAGGCGGUCAACUACGAGACGGGUCUGUGCGUUCUGUUCAGCUCGAACGCCGACAGCAAUCCAGGCGCUCUUUCACAAUCCCAGUUUCCAGUAUUCACGAUUUACGCUCAGAAGAGCUGCUUGGCUGUGAAACCAUGCGAACGUGCCUGGUGUAUCGACAGGGUCCAGGGGCAUCGUCUUCAGGGGCACACACGCAGAACUAUGAAUGCCUCUUCGCGACAGCACUGUUUGGAGCUCUGUUUAGGCGAGAGAGACUUCCUGUGCCGAUCUGCCAACUAUGCAAACGCAACGAAACAGUGUGAACUUUCAGACAUGGACCGGCUAACCGUUGCAGGAUCAAGCGCUUUCCAAUCUGCUAAAGAUUUUGAUUAUCUAGAAAACCACUGUGUGGACGAACCGGUGAAACUUUGUGAAUUCAAGAAGCUGUCUGGUCGUAUCUUGAAAACUGUGGAUUCCGUAUAUCAAGAUGUUGGCAGUGCAGAAGAAUGCCGAGAACUUUGCUUGAACUCGCCAUUCCGUUGCCAUUCUUACGACUAUGGUGACACUGGUGAUAUGGUGUGCCGUCUUAGCCAUCACUCCAGAGCUACUCUUUCGGAUAUUCAGGAACCUUAUCUCGACGUACCUGAGGGCUCCACCUACGAAUUAAGCUCCUGUUACAACGUAACGAUCGAUUGCCGCGCCGGCGACAUGGUGACAAGAAUCCAAACGAGCAAAUUGUUCUACGGCAAGGUGUACGUGAAAGGUUCGCCAAAUUCGUGCGUACAAGACGUAAAAGGCGCCUUGGAAUUCGAGUUACGAAUGGCUUACGACGAUUUGGAGUGCAACAUCAGACAACAGGGUUUGGGCCGAUACUUAAACGACGUGGUGAUCCAACACCACGACACCAUUGUUACCAGCUCCGAUCUCGGUUUGGCUGUCACCUGUCAAUACGACCUGACCAAUAAAACAGUGUCGAACGAAGUCGAUCUCGGUGUACACGGUGAUAUAACGCCCGCGUUGUCGGAGGAAGUGAUCGUCGACUCGCCGAACGUCGCCAUGAAGAUCACCGAUCGUAGUGGAAACGAAGCCAUCCCAUCAGCCGAAGUCGGUGAUCCGUUGGCACUGAAGUUCGAGAUCCUCGACCCUAACAGCCCGUACGAGAUCUUUGUACGCGAGCUAGUGGCUAUGGACGGCGUGGACUCCAGCGAGAUAGUCUUAAUUGACUCGGAUGGCUGCCCUACCGAUCACGUCAUCAUGGGUCCGCUCUACAAGUCCGCUACCACCGGCAAGAUCCUCCUCUCGCACUUCGACGCCUUCAAAUUCCCUAGCUCUGAGGUGGUACAAUUCCGUGCAUUGGUGACACCUUGCAUGCCUACUUGCGAACCGGUGCAAUGCGAUCAAGAGGAAGCCACCGGCGAGCUUCGUUCCGUCAUAUCCUUCGGCAAACGUCGUCGUCGUCGUUCCACUGGCUCUUCCUCUCAAAGCCGCGACGAUCUUCUUUUGGUACAAUCCAUUCAGAUCACGGACAAAUUCGGAUUCGAGCACGACAGCAAGACAUCGAACGCCAGUUCGGCGACUAGAGACACCGUAUUCGUGGAGAGCGAGGACAUAUCGUCAACGAUGGGAAUGUGCAUUAACUUGGGCGAGGCUAUCGUCGCUGGUACCGUCUUCCUCGUUGCCCAGAUCGCGAUCAUCGCCGCGUGGACCUUCACCUGGCAAAGACGUCGUCAGAUGCUCAAGCAUCAAGAAGCUCUUUCGGUCUCGGUUUCCGUUCCUGGAAUGCAUUCCGUUCCAGGACGCACCGACAGCCUCUGUAAGUUGUACGACACCGGAUAUUCAGCGCGCCGUUUUUGAAUAGCCUUCGUUUCCUGCACCCGUCCUUCAAUCUCGUCUUCCUCCACUGCCGACGUCGUGAACCUCCAGAUGACUUCUCAGAGAUCUUUACGAGCAAACAAAACGCACGUAAUCCCUUCGUUUUUUAAGCUGCAAAAUUAGGCUCGAAUUCUUCAGAGUAAGAAUUUUGCAAAAUACUUCGGUUUCAGAUUUGCGAAGUAUUUAAAAACUAGUAUUGUCUGCGUAUUUCUUAGAAACGCCUGUAAUUCAGACCCAAAUAGAAAUUUUGUAAUGCCGAGAAUCUCUGAAAGUACUGGAGGAAUCUAAUUGAUAAUGUUAAUUCCUGGCGCAGCAGUUCGUUGCCUUGUAAUCGGGAUUUGUGCAAAUUUAGAGUAUUCGGUGAGGUUUUAAAUCGAUACACUGGGCAGAUAGAAGAAUUUUCUUUCGAAUCGUAGGAUGUUUGGAUAAAAACUGCCCGUAUGGUCGACGACACUUCGUGCUCUCUACUUUAUAAGAAUUAUCGCGUGUAUACCUUUCUUCUCUUUUCUCGGGGAUAAACGAUCGACCCUGAAAACAAAGCUGCUUCUUACCUCAUUUUACUAACAUCGAUGGUAAUAAUUCAUCAGAAAUUCGAAAAAAUAUGAUUCAAUCAUGACUACAAUUUCAAUUAACGAGUAUUCAAAGGAACAGAAAUAAACGUAGCCUUCUAUGAUCGCUGAUUUCUUCUUUAGUUGUAUGAGGAUGCAUCGUUUAUAACACCUUUUUCUAUUAUUUCCCUGUUGCGUGACAGACAACGUCAAUUAAUACGACACGUGGAAUUAAACACCGUGAAAUGCAUACACGCAAUAAACUCUCGAACACCGAUCAUCGCAAAUUAGAAAAUGUUACUGACAACCCGUGUAGCUUUCCACUUAACUAAUUUCACUAGAGAAAAUCGUCGUGAUAAAGCUCCGACUAUAAUUAAAUAUCGAAUUAAAACAGAAGCUCGCAACAGUUGAACGAGGAAUCUGGAGGGAACUAAUUACACAGUAGCAGUUGGAAGCAAUUAUGCGAUCAAAGGAGGCCGGCUCGAUCGAUUAUCUUGCAGCUUCGUCAUCCUUCGUUCAUAAUCGCGCAUAAUCUUCCUGCUUCCUUUGCGACAUUUACUUCCUUCAUUUUUUCUAUCCCCGUUCUUUUUUCUUGUCGUGCGUGAAACGACAGGGACAGGAUAAAGCGAAAUAAGCCGAAGCGGGAUGAGGCGUGGUUCCGAAGGUGAUGGAGGUCGACGUGUACUUGCUACGUUGGAUAGGGCACCGGUGCGGACUCUAAUUAGCAUUGGGAAUCGAGCAUGAUUAUGCAGAUGCUCCAAGUGGGAUAUCAACAGGAGUAAGGGUGGGAUAGAGAAGGUCAGAAGGUAGUGGUUAGAACGGAACGACUGGAAACAGUAAGAGACAGCAGUAGGAACUGAAAGGGAGGGGGGUGCAAUGCGCGUCAAGGGGUUGGCGGAAGGUUAAUUGCCUCUUGUGGCGUCUCGGCGUUAAGCUAAGCUUCGUAGGGUUAGACGAGAAUUCGGGAGCAAGAAGGGUCGAGAAACGAGACAGCGAACGGCGUUGGGAUCGCAUCAAGGAUAGCUACGUACAGCAUACUGGGAUCGUAUAACCGCCAUCCCUUUCCGACUUAACCUUAGAGCCAGGUUUCGGCCAUCCGUGGUCAGGUCAAGUUAAUUUACAUCGCGACACGUGAGCUUAUCGACGUGCUCCGAUGGUUACGAGUCAUGUCUAAUCAACGGGAUAAGUCUUUGAUGUAGCGCCUAGAAGUAUAGAGAGCAGUUCCUCGUUGUUUCUUUCCGGAGUUUAUCGCAUGGUGUACGCGCGUAAACAAAGUUAUUAAUAUCGCGAUGAAAGAUUCUCGGGGUGAAUAAACUUGUAUAUCGUGUUUUAAGAUAGUUGUAGCUUAUUGUUGGGAAACAAGUGGCGUGCACUAGGUUAAUCGAUUCAACAAAAUAGCUUAAAGUUUCUGUUAAAAUAUUUAGUUGGGAUAUUGCUAGAGAUAUUUUCCGCGGUGAAUUUCGAGAUUACGAAAAUUCAGUAACUGCUAUUACAGUUGUGGGCGAACGUUUACGUUAGAGAAGUUACUUCGACAUUUUCCUAGCUCCCGCGCGAAUCCGAGUUCAAAUAUAUCUGGGAAAGUUAUAACGCGGAGUCGAUCUUAACUUCGAAACAUAGAUCCAACGUGGAAACGUCGUCGGCACAAUGCACAGGUCAGAGAGACAGCACGUUCGAAUCGGUUACGUUUCGCUGUUUGGAUUGCUGUUUAACAUAACAAGCCUUAGCGGGCGAACUUACCAAAACUAUGGAUGACGUCGAAGUUUCGUUACGCGGGCAAAAUUUUACAAUGAACCAAAACCGAAACCUACGAUCGGGUACGAGGGUUAGAACGGAUCUAUGACAGGGAAUCCGGUUGUAUAUAGGGUGGCGGAGGAUGGUGAGGGCGCCCGCGAUACGUUGGGUAAAUUUAAAUCGGUUAGCCGCCGUUGCCGUCGGGACUUUAUCGAUUUUGACGAGGCACAAAGGCUUCGGGAUGGGAUCGGGUUAAUUGAGAAACUUGAAAAUUUGAAUAUGCUCGUCAAGACAAAUGGAGAGGAUGGAAAGCCGAGCAAAAGAGAAAGAUAAAGACGGGCAAAGUGUGAAUCCUCGAUUAGCAUGGGACGUUUGCGUUUUAGUUAACCGAACUUGGGAUCGUUUCUCUGUUCGACGUCUGUCUAUCGUCAGCAAACACGCUGCAAACCAUCUAGAGUUUCUCUCUAUCCCUUUUUGAUCGGUUUUAAUGGUGAUAUCCCAUCUUUUGUUUCUCGUUUCGUCCCUAAGUAACAAAAUUGGUAUAAUUCGUAAGUUAAAUAUCUUAUUACACGAUAUGAUAGAUGGGUGAUUCUCAAUUGUACGGUCGUGAUUUUACGGGUAUAAUUUUCAACGAAUAACGGUGGAAACCGUAUAACGGCGUCGUUUGUUUUUCGCGGUAAUCCGAGGUGUGACGCGACGCUGCUGGCGCAAAACGAUAGUGAAACGUGAAAAAAAGAGUCAUCAGUCGGAGAUAUCGAACUCGCGUUGAAAGGACGCGCGCUUUAAUUAUUGGUACUAAUUGCCGUGGAGAUUGCUAGGUUUUCGCUCAGUUGACACAAUGGAAACGCGAAGCUAAAUGGAAUUUCUCUUUUGAAUCGAAUGGCAUUGAUUGAAAACAUAGGAUAUGGGUGUGACGUAGUACUCUAGCCAUUAGAGCACGUUAACUGGACCUAUUGUGCGAACGUGCAUCUGCAGGGAAUGCACGCGAAAUGACGCCGCUCCUCCCGCUUCGAUGCUGACUAUUCUAUACAUAUAAAUAUCAAUACACACAUGUAUACAUACAAUGAUAAGAUGCCAACGACGGUGCCUACACGCGUAUCAAUAAGCGGCGCGACUUUAACGACUUUAUUUUAUACUUACGAAAUAUGCUAAGGAUUUUUCGCUAACGCUGACGUAGUAUAAUCCAAUUUGCUUGUGGUGAGAGGGUAGAGCCAAUUUUUAUACAACCGUUCGAACAACCUAACUGUACGAACGAUAAAAUUGCGAGCCGCGAACGCGUAUGCGCGCACGCGUGUGCGUGACUCGCCGCUCGCGAUCUUUUAGAGGUAUCAUCCUAGCGCAUAUACGAAAGCAUACGAGAUGGUGCAUGAAGAAUGUCGUUCUUCCUCGCUUGACAAGCUUAGAAAAAAAAAAAAAAAGAUGAAAAGGAAAGAACAUUUCGAACGUUUCAUUCUAGCAUUUCUCGUAAACGUUGCUGUAGAGUCAUCGUUCCCCGAGAAUAUUACAGCGAUGCGAGGGAGUCUGAGAUUUUCUCGCGCCAUCUUGUAGAAGAAACAGCAUUUUCAAGUAGUUUUAUAGAAUGACGCUCGAGCACUUUUCAUCGACUUGUUCGAACACACUUGAUUAUCUGCUAAUAAGCGAUGGAUAAAACGUUCGAUUUAAGUCAAUGGAAACUGCAUCGUUUCUACGUCGAUAAGGUCUCUUAUAAAGUAAUCGCCCCACUAUUAACGUGUAUACGAUGGAAGUAAAAUCGUGCAAACAUGUAUCGUCAUUUCAUUAUGUAAUUAAGAUUAAGUUAACGCGGCCUGCGGGCGAACAAGUCGCAGGAGCUGCGGUGGAACGAUAAUAUUAGGCUCGAGGACGAUCGCUCUCUCGAUGAUAACGCCGAGAAAAUCACUUUUGCGUUAAACUCCGACGUUGGGGUACUCGGCGCUUUCGCGCGUAAGAAGUUUGUCUUUCCCUCCCUUGUUUCCUUUUUUUUCUUUACUUCCACGCUUCCUUCUUCUCGUCCUUCUUAAUGAGCCUUAUAUUUGUAGCCUUGCCUACUUUAUCGCGUGUGUUUACAAGUGUGCAGAGACGUCGGUGCUUGUCCUCGAGCCUGAGGUGCGCGCCUACUCCGUCGUAAGCUUGAAAAGCUCGAGUCUGUUCUGUACCCUGACAAGCGUGCAUGUUUCCACUGCUUUUCACUCCUUCCCCUAUCUUUUUCCCUCCGCCGUUUCUCUCGAUCUCCUUUGUCUCACGCCCCUUUUGUCCUCUUUCUCUCGCUUGGAAGAAAUCAGAAAAGCCGACUAAACGAUCCUGAUUCGCAAUUACGCGAGUCACGUACAGAGCUUACCCGACGAUCGAGCGUUUUUACAUAACACGCGCACCAAUCAUAAUGGCUUAUUUAUUUUUUACGUUUAACGUAUACCGCUCUUCAAGAAUACUCGUAUCUUGUCACGUUUUAUCAUUGUGUUUUUUUCUCUUCCUUCUUUAUUAUUUUUUUUUUUUUUUAUUUUUUUUUAUUUCUAUUCUUUCGCCUUACGCGUCCACGUCUGGCACAUAGGCUAACCACGUUCUAACGACGUCCCCUUCAUUUGGACGCGAUGUAGCGUGCAGGCGCGUGCACGCUUGUGUACACGUAUAAAGGCAGACAGUAUCGAAACGAGCAUGCGAUUAAACGAAUUAAUCCGUCCAACGUGGAAUUCGAUGUGUACGCGCGUUUAAUUAAUUCCUCGUUAUUUUUAUCUCUAUUCUUUUUUUAUACCACAGUAUCAAGAUGUCACCCUUUGGCUAAACUUCGUAUAUUUCAGUACCGUAAUACACAUGUUGUACAUAGCAUAUAUGGUACAGAGAAAAUAAACUCAUUUUAUAACGAAA
Molecule: messenger RNA, 7865 nt
Organism: Bombus pascuorum
Lineage: Eukaryota; Metazoa; Arthropoda; Insecta; Hymenoptera; Apidae
Gene: neo
Exons: 6
Coding region: 574-2709 (711 amino acids)
Source: RefSeq, a predicted model, not a curated record